Pelodiscus sinensis (Chinese soft-shelled turtle) is the source of this 978-nucleotide messenger RNA. RefSeq names its product olfactory receptor 1E16-like. Gene Ontology annotation, cellular component: membrane. Gene Ontology annotation, biological process: G protein-coupled receptor signaling pathway. NCBI's taxonomy places the organism in Eukaryota, Metazoa, Chordata, Testudines, Trionychidae. The record is from RefSeq and is a predicted model, not a curated record. Gene Ontology annotation, molecular function: G protein-coupled receptor activity; olfactory receptor activity.
AUGGGGGAAGAGGAAGGAAGAAACCAAACGUUCAUCCUGGAAUUCAUCCUCUUAGGGUUUGGGGAGGCCCCUGAAAUGCAACCCCUCCUCUUCCUCAUCUUGCUUGUAAUCUACCUUAUGACGUUGGUUGGGAACACCCUCAUUGUUGCUCUAGUUGUCACGGAACAGCAACUUCACACCCCCAUGUAUUACUUACUAUGGAGCUUGGCCUGCUUAGAGACUUGUUUCUCCUCCGCCAUCCUACCCCGGCUGCUGGCCAGUCUCCAGACGGGAGACAGAGCCAUCUCCGUUAAAGGCUGCUUUGUGCAAUCAUAUUUCUUUGGCGUCAUGUCUGCUACUGAAACUCUGCUGCUGACGGCCAUGUCCUAUGAUCGGUAUUUAGCGAUCUGCCACCCCCUUCGUUACACUGCCCUGAUGAACGGCUCCAUUUGCAUCCAGCUGGCGGCGUGGUCCUGGAUAAGUAGCUUUCUGGCUUGUGCCAUAGUAGAUAUUUUCUUCUUCCAACUAAAGUUCUGCCAUGGCAAAGAAAUUGACCAUUUUUUUUGUGAUUUUACAGCCAUGCUAAAGCUGUCCUGUGAUGAUACCCAGUUUCUCCAGCUGGUGGCAUUUACAGUCGCUGUCAUAUGGACACUUGUGCCCAUGCUAUUGACCCUGGUGUCCUAUGUGUGUAUCAUCAUCUCCAUCCUGAGGAUCUCCUCCACCACUGGGAGGCUAAAGGCCUUUUCCACCUGCUCCUCCCACCUCAUCGUGCUGACCGUUUACUAUGUGAUCACAAUUUGUGUCUAUUUGGUUCCAAUCGUCAACACUGCCACCGUACACAAAAAAAUAUUCUCUUUCAUCUGCACAGUCCUGCCUCCCAUGGUCAACCCGGUCAUCUACUGCCUGAGAAACAAGGAGGUCAAAGCGUCCCUGAGAAAAGCUUUUUUGAAACUGGUUGAUUUUAGCAACACGCAUAGAAUCAGAAAGGACGCAUUUUAG